UUUGUGGGCAGCGUCCCUACUACACAAUGUCCCAGCCCCUCCUGGAAAGUCACACAGGAGCUGACGGGGAAAGACCCAGGUGUCACCCCGGGGACAUGGCAGGCAAGCCGCUAGCACUGUCCCAGUUCAACCAGGCGGUAGCAUCAGAGAACCCAGAGGCCACACGCCUGAGGGCGGGCUCGCUGUCCACCCACCGCAGAUCUCACUCGGUGGACAACCCGCCCAGGCCCCUGAUGCGGCUGAAGAGCAUAGAGGAGGGGAAGCCGCCCUCCCUGCACUCCCGGAGGAGCUCCGUCAUGAGCAUCACCAAUGCCCCCUUCACCAGCCGAAGAAACUCUGUCUCCAUGGCAAUGGGAGGGAGGCGCCUCUCCAUCGGCCCCUGGAUGCACAGCGGGCGGGUGAGCUUCUCGGGGCUCCCCCUCUUCCAGCCCAUCCGGGAGACGCAGUAUGAGAACACCUACAAGACCCGGCCAGACGAAGGCUGCAAAUUCAACGCCUGCCGGGCCCAGCAGGCACUGGAAUCCACCCUCACCCGUUACCUGGGGGAUGCCAAGUACAACCCGUUGACAAGUGGGCAGCUGGCCCAGAGCCUGUCUGAGCUCAUCCGCAGCCGCCUGAAGGACCUCACCCCACCCCGCUACAAGCUGGUCUGUAAUGUCUUCCUGGGCCAGCAGGGCCAGCAGAGCCUGCAGGUGGCCAGCCGCUGCCUCUGGGACCCAGAGAACGACAGCGUCGCCUCCGCCACCUUCGUCAAUGCCUCCCUCUUUGCCGUGGCCACGGUGCACGGGCUGUACUUCGAGUAGCACCUGGGCCAGCACCUGCCAGGAGUGGAGUUCUCCACUCCACCACCGGCACGGCAGGAGAGGCCCAGCCAGAAAUAAAGAGA
Messenger RNA from Gopherus flavomarginatus (Mexican gopher tortoise), 886 nucleotides. RefSeq names its product dynein light chain Tctex-type 4 (gene DYNLT4). Gene Ontology annotation, molecular function: dynein intermediate chain binding. NCBI's taxonomy places the organism in Eukaryota, Metazoa, Chordata, Testudines, Testudinidae. The coding region runs from base 27 to 803 and encodes 258 amino acids. Gene Ontology annotation, cellular component: cytoplasmic dynein complex; cytoplasm. Gene Ontology annotation, biological process: microtubule-based movement. The record is from RefSeq and is a predicted model, not a curated record. The transcript has 2 exons.